UUUGAUUUGAAACUGUCACAGUGAACGGUUAGGUGAACAAGUGGUUUUGAGAUAUCGCCAGAUUAUCGUCGGUUGGUGUACAACAUACAGAUUUUUUGUUGAAUUUUUUUUUUUUGGUUGAUGGCGAGGGGUUGUGUGUAUUAAACAAUAAUAAAUUUUGCAAUUUUGUGAUUUUUUGUGUGUGGACCAGUGCAGUUCGCUUUGUUGGCUUAUAAAACGUAUAAAUAAUUGCAAUGUGUGGAUUUUGCGAUUUUAUUUUUGUCUCGCCCGUUCGAUUAAGUUUUCGAUGAAUUGGAAUUGAUUACAGAAUUUGAACUGUUUGCUUUUAAUUUACAAAAAAGUAAAAAUAAAUAAAAAUUUGCGUUUUUAACAAAAAAAAACCAUUUAGUGCACGAACUGAUUCGAAAUCCAACGGAAGACCAAGGACAACCUUUGUAAAUAUUGGAAUCAGGAUUGAAACCAAAAUGACUGAAGAAAUGACUCCACAAACACCUCCACAAUCUUCACAACAUAAUCCCGCCAAGCCACGAAUCAAUCUACAAGAACUGAGAAAUUCAGACCUAGUCAGUCGCUACUUGGCAGCCACACCACCAUAUCUCUACUCCGCUCCAGUCGGUCCACACAAUUUCUUCUUCAGUGAAAUGCUACGAUCGCUCGUUCAGGCCCGAAACAACACCGAGCAAAGCGUGCGCAAUCAACAGAAUCAACUAUCGGCCGUCGCAACUGGACGUCGUCCCCGAAAGCGAGCCUGGAGCAAUCAACGACCGAUGUACGAACCGUCACGCGACCAAAAUGAAAUGGAAAAGACGACAACCGAGAAACCGUUAGAGCUGACCAACAAAACGGUUUUUCCGUUAGCCAAAUACCAGAAGUGCGAGAGUCCCAAAAUCCUUACUCCGGAAAACUCAAUUCGAAAUUCCAGCAAAAUCGAUGAGCCAGACGUAAAGCACGUCCCAUCCGCUGAAUAUCCAUCGAACAUGACUGGUACACCGAAUCGUGUGAGCAAUCCCGAAACUGUUCCAUCUGAAUUAGUACUUCCUCCACCGCCACCGAUGUGGUAUCCCCCAUUAUAUCCACCGUACGGCAUCGAUCCGCUGCAUUUUUUCAUUGAUCUCCGUGUCUCGGGUCACAUCUACGAUCGCAAAAAGGAGAACAUUUCGCCAACCAAUCCGAUAGUCGAUAACAACAACGUCCUCCCAUCCGUCGAUGGUGAAACGAUCAAACAUCGGCACGGAUCGGCAUUCAGUGUACCGAAACCACGGCGCGACAAAAGUCCGUUGGCGUUGAAUUUAUCGUCCGCAUCACCGAAAAAGUCCGAAUUCAAUCAUACGUUCGAGCAUGGCGGUGGCAGUGAGUCAGUGAAGAACACGAACUAUGUGCUGCAGAAUUUGCCCCGAAUCUAUACGCAUUUGGCCGGGCACGGUGGUGGCGAGGAGCGGAAUUCGUUGAAUUCCGAAGAAACCGACUGUAAAUCGGAUUGCGAUGUGCAGGACGUUGAUGGGCGUGAUGAUCGUUCCGAUGAAAAUUAUGAUGAAAUGGACGAUGUGGUCAUUGUGGAUAAUAAGAGUAACAAAAAUGAAAGUUACUAAUUUCGAUUGGGAGCGCAACGUUAACUGCAUUGAAGAAGUUAAUUUUACUAUUAUUCGGCGACCCCGCAUUGACUUUUAAAUGUUCCACUCAAUACAGAUAGGUGCUAACAGAUGACGUUGCCCGGCGAGGUGGAAGCAACGCCAUCUGUUAUCAACUCUCUGACUCAAUAACAAUAGUUUUAAUAUUAAAUCAUUGAUGUAUAGACGUUGAAUUAAUAAAAAUAACCAAAGCA
Molecule: messenger RNA, 1822 nt
Organism: Bradysia coprophila
Lineage: Eukaryota; Metazoa; Arthropoda; Insecta; Diptera; Sciaridae
Source: RefSeq, a predicted model, not a curated record